Molecule: messenger RNA, 1074 nt
Organism: Talaromyces amestolkiae
Lineage: Eukaryota; Fungi; Ascomycota; Eurotiomycetes; Eurotiales; Trichocomaceae
Exons: 2
Coding region: 1-1074 (357 amino acids)
Biological process (GO): NADPH regeneration
Cellular component (GO): cytoplasm
Molecular function (GO): oxidoreductase activity; nucleotide binding
Source: RefSeq, a predicted model, not a curated record
AUGACCCGUCUACGCAUUGCCUGCGCCGGCCUAGGCCGUAUGGGAAAACGCCAUGCCGUACACUUCGCCGAACAAACUCCUCGCGCGCACCUAGUGGCCGUCAGUUCCCCCGACGAAACCGAACUGGAAUGGGCACGCGAGCACCUUGGCCCGUUAGGUGUGACAGUAUACAAAAAAUACGACGACAUGCUCAAGCACGAGGGUUUGCAGGCUGUCGUCGUUGCGUCUGCGACGGCCGUACAUGCCGAGCAAGCAAUUAAGGCUAUGGAUGCUGAUAUGCAUGUUUUGUGCGAGAAGCCAUUGUCUACCAGCGUUGAAAUUUCACAAAGCGUCCUCGACGCCGCAAACCGCAAACCCCAUCUCAAAAUCCUCUGCGGCUUCAGCAGACGCUUCGACGCCUCCUACCGCGACGCACACACCAAGAUGCUGGCAGGCACAAUCGGGCGUCCUAGCGUAAUCCGUUCUCAAACAUGCGACAAACUCGAUCCAUCGGGAUUCUUUGUUGCGUAUGCGCAAUUCUCGGGCGGGAUAUUUGUUGAUUGCUCUAUACACGAUAUUGACCUCGCGCUGUGGUUUUAUAGCGAGGAUGGGAAGCCAGGGCCGAUGGUUAAAUCGGUUUCAGCGGUGGGGAUCACGGCAGUAGAGCCAGGUCUGAGGAAGUAUAACGAUCGAGAUAAUGCCGUGGGGCUCGUAGAGUUUCAUGACGGUCGAAUCGCAUACUUUUAUGCUUCGCGCAUGAUGGCCGCGGGACAGGAAGAUUCCACCGAGAUCAUCGGCACAAAAGGUAAAUUGACCGUCAACACGCAGCCUCAAAUCAAUCUCGUCAAUGUCUAUGAAGCCGAUGGCGUGCGAAGGGAGUUGCCGCAGCAUUAUUUUGAUCGCUUCCGAGAGGCGUUUGUGACUGAAGCGAGGGAGUUCACGGAUUGUUGUUUGGAUGAUAAGCCUGUGCCGUUGAAGUUGGAGGGCGCAGUGCAGGCGGUUAGGAUUGGGUAUGCGUUGCAGGAGGCGUUGAUUAGUGGAAAGAAGAUCGUUUUUGACGAGGAGGGCCAGAGGGUUGAGAGGGCUGCGUUAUAA